Messenger RNA from Nematocida parisii ERTm1, 2979 nucleotides. RefSeq lists its product as uncharacterized. The record is from RefSeq and is a predicted model, not a curated record. The transcript has a single exon. Lineage: Eukaryota; Fungi; Microsporidia. Bases 99 to 2819 code for a protein of 906 amino acids.
CUGUAAUGUAAACAGAUCAUUAAAUAAUACACAAACAAUAAAAAAACUGUGAUAUAUUAAUAUAGGUCUAUAAAUAUAGUAUACUACAAUAAAUAGAUAUGGUAAUAAGCACGGGAAGAAGUACAAGAACAAUCCUCUUAUUAAUAGGAGGCGCUAUAGCUGUAGGAUGUUUAAUAGCAACAAUUGCAUUUUUAUUUAGUACACCAAGUACAGAAAAUAUUAAGAAAAAAGAAACUCCUAGAGCAUCCAGUAAUUCUAACACAAUCAACACAAAUAACUCAGAACAAAAAGAACCCACAAUUGAUAACAAUUUAGAAACAGAUAGUAACAUACAAAUAGAAAGAACAGAUUAUCCAUACAGUGAUUCUAGUAUUUCGAGCGAUUUAUGCAGUGAUUCUAGUAUUUCGAGCGAUUCAUACAGUGAUAAUACUCUACAAAAUUCUGCAAUUAAUACAAAAACAGAAGUUAAUAGUAGAUAUACAUCAUAUAUGUAUAGUGCAUAUAAAUACCAAAGAAUACUGCCAAUAAGUGACCCAACAGAUCCAAAGCCAAAAUUAUCUGUUGGUACUUCUAAUGCUAUUCUGGAUAUACAGAAAGUGAAUUAUUCAUUUGACCCUAAGAUUUACAUAAACACAGAAGAUUUAUCUGCCGAUGCAAUAUGCUAUUAUUUAGAUACUGCAUUAGACUGUUUAAGUGAUAAGAACGAUUUCUGGGGACUUAUAAAGAACAUUGGAUCUAAUAUUCAGGAAAGAACCAAAAUAGUAAAUGCUAUAUUGCUUUUAUACAACAUGAAAUCUCCUAAUGAUUUUAAGAACUCAUUUGAUGAAUUAUUCGAAAAUAGUUCUAUUGAUAUUUACUUAUUUCAGGAGUUACAGCAGUUUAUUAAUAAAUUUGGACCAAAGAUGUAUACGAAAGAGGAAGAUCUAAAUAAGAUACAUUUAGAUAGUGAAUUCACAGUGGGAGAUAUCAUAGAAAGUAAGAACAAGUAUAGCAAAGUAGAUUCAGACCAUUAUAAAAUAUUUAUUCCAUUAAGUAGUGGCAAUAAUUCUUGUUUUUUAACUGUAGCUAUUCAAAUGUUAUUAAAUAUUCCAGAAAUUCGCAGCGAUUUAAUUACUGCGAUAGAUCAUGAUCUAAUAGAACAUUUAAAGAAAGCAAUAUGUACUUUUUAUUUAAAUGAUUCUAAUUCAUUGAAUAAUAGCAUAGAUAAAAUUUUCACAUACAAUGAUGUUUUUAAUGUGGUUACAAAUCUAUUCGAGUUAUUACAUGAAGCGAUUAAAGAUCCAAAAUGUAAUGAUAACCCGAAUGAAAAUGAAGAACAAAAUGAAGAACAAAAUGAAGAACAAAGUGAAGAACAAAGUGAAGAACAAAAUGAAGAACAAAAUGAAAAACAAAAUGAAAAACAAAAUGAAAAAUCCGAGUUAUUGAAAACUAAAAGGAACGAAAUAUAUAGCAUUCUAAAUACGAAGUUCAAUUACUCUAUAGACGGUACAAAUAAUUACUUUAAUACAGAAUCUGUGUAUGCGUGUUUAUACAAUAUAAUGUGUUUAUUUUAUACAAUGUGUCCUGCCUACAAUAAUAAAAAAGUAGAAAUAAGAGGUAAAAGAGUUAUCAAAGAAGAGGAAUAUUCUAAGUACUUGAUUAAAUAUGUCAUUAAUUCAGAAGAUAGUUUAGAUUUAGUAUGUGAGGAUUUAUGUGUUAUCAAAAAUCCAGAAAUUUACAUAGUAAAUGAAGCCAAAGAACUUAAUCCAGUGUUAAAUGGCAUAAGUCUAUAUUCUAAGUCAUCUAUUAUAGAAAAUUAUUUCUUCUCUGCAUAUUAUGUGGACAAUCAAGAACAGAUAAGAAAGCCCGUGUGGUAUCCUGGGUUUAACCAAUUCCAUAAACUAUCUGCACUUAAACACUAUAUACACAUGUACUAUAAUAAACCUGAGGAUAUGAUCCAUUUGUUCUUAUACAACAAAACAAAUCAUACAUGGUCAUACGAUGCUCCAAGUAAAACCAAAAUCAUUAAAGAUGUACUGGACGAUUCAUGCAUUCCUGUUUUCUAUUACAUUCCAGAAACUUUCGGGCCAAAUAAGAUUACUCCAUCAUUUUUAUUUGUACAAUUCAAGAAUACAUCAGAAAAAGAAAAUUCAAAUAGUCUUCAUCUUCCAUUAUUUUUAAGUAAGCUACAAGUACUACUUCUUAAAAAAAUACUUGUAGAAAACAGUAAAAAUACAGACUAUACUGGAUUCAUAGUUGAUCCUAUGAAAUUAAAAAACCACACACCAUAUACUUAUAGCUAUAAAAGCACAAAAAACAUUUUAAUAUACAGCACUCUAUUGAUUAAUGACUGCGAUAAUCUUUUCUGUCCAGACCACACUAAUAUUGAAUUUGCAGUUACUGCAAAUUCUAUUAAAUUAGAAGAUGAUAGUAUCACCAGUCCCAGCAUAGCAUUUUAUGCAAAGAAGCCAGAACUGUAUAGAUACUACACUAUUCGAGGCGCAAGUGACAUAACAACCCAAACGAGUGUAAUUAGAACAUUUGAAUUAAACAAAAAUUCAUAUUAUGCGGUUAACUCAAUAGCAUUGAAUAUAAACAAUAAUCAUUAUAUGACAAAGCUGUUCUUUAAUCCAUGGAAUGGUGAAACACCAUCCAGUUAUUUCUGUGAUGGAAUCGUCAAAGACAGCGUUAAUCAUGCAUUGAAGCACAAAGAAAAUGUAGAAAUGUAUGAAUGUGUUUCUAUAUGUUCAACUCUAGAUAAUAUUGAGUAUAAUAUACCAAUUAUAGUACAAGCAUGUAAUUUGUUAUGUGAAGAUACAAGUGCUACUGUUGUAUGCUAAGACUAGCAUAGACCUACGGCAUACAUGAGUUACAUUGAUAAGUGGUUAACGCGACAACAAAUACGCAAAUAUAACAUUGUUUGGGUGGUUGACAGAGUAUACGUUCAAUACAAAACAAAGUAAGGAACUCAACUAUAAAGAGAGUUACAUUUUCAAUAAA